UAGACGGACACUCGGCGUCGUACUAUCGGCGCAACCCUUACCGUUGACGCGUCUCGCACAAUCGUCGUCGUCGUCGUCGGCGUCGUCGAUAACUCCGCGCACACACACGCGCUUCCUGGCAUAACAUUGGAUUUGUAUAACUCAAAUAUUCAGAUUUGUGUUAUUGAGGCGUUUAUAGUAGAACCGCGGAGAGGAUGGGAACCGUUGAUAACCUUCGGCGCGGGUUGCUGCUCUUCCUGGCUGCGUCGUUCUCAACACCAGAAGCGGUUGCUGAGAUAGUAUUCAUGUACAGUCCAGAUCACGUGAAGAACUUCAGCAUCGGUCAUCACUUCUACAGGACGAUGACCCUGGACGAGGAGUCGCACACUCUCUACGUCGGCUCGAUGAAUUUCAUUCACCGGUUAAAUCUGUUUGACAUCAGCAAUACGGGACUAAAGUUCGCUGAAGCGGAGAUGAAACCAACGUACCUAGGAGCGAACAGCCAAUAUCUGGAUGACCUCUGCACACACGAGCCGCAUAAAUGCGAAAAUCAUAUUCGAGUGAUUCUGAAGACUGCAAGCGACAAACUGUAUGUGUGUGGCACGAAUUCUUUCAGUCCGAAAGACUGGCUCUAUGAUGUGGACCUCCGAACGCGUGACAUCUACCCUCCAUAUGGGGACGGCAUAGCCAAAUGUCCGUUCGAUCCCGAAAACACAUUGACGGCAGUUUGGGUUGAGACGGGAAACCCGGAGGACAUCGCAUCAGUUUACUCUGGCACGAUGGCUCACUUCCGUGCAGACCCGAUCUUAUACCGACCAGACCUAAACAUUCACGGAUACAGAAUCUACUCCUAUCUGCGCACACUGAAGGCCGACACAAAAUGGCUGAACGAACCAUGGUUUGUCGGCUCCUUCGACAUCGACGAGCAUGUCUACUUCUUCUUCCGCGAGGUAGCCCUGGAGCACAUGAACUGUGGCAAAACAGUGUUUUCGAGGGUAGCGCGCGUAUGUAAGAAUGAUAAAGGUGGCAGGAAUGUCUUGCGGGAAAACUGGACAACGUACCUGAAGGCCAGACUCAAUUGCUCGAUCCCGGGAGAAUUUCCUUUCUCGUUCGACGAAAUACGUGAUGUUUUUCAGCUUCCGGGUGACACGUCCAAGUUCUAUGCUGUAUUCACCACGCCGUCAAAUGGACUAAUGGGUUCCGCGAUCUGCGUGUUUAAUGAGAAGGACAUCGAGUCUGCAUUUCAAGGUGCAUUCAAAGAGCAGGCUUCACCAACGUCGACGUGGCUGCCCGUUUCAAACCGCUUGGUUCCACAACCCAGACCUGGCCAGGAGCACGCGCCUGAGAGGAUGUGA
Priapulus caudatus is the source of this 1334-nucleotide messenger RNA. RefSeq names its product semaphorin-2A-like. Gene Ontology annotation, biological process: axon guidance; positive regulation of cell migration; neural crest cell migration. Bases 195 to 1334 code for a protein of 379 amino acids. The record is from RefSeq and is a predicted model, not a curated record. Gene Ontology annotation, molecular function: semaphorin receptor binding; chemorepellent activity. The transcript has 12 exons. NCBI's taxonomy places the organism in Eukaryota, Metazoa, Priapulida, Priapulimorpha, Priapulimorphida, Priapulidae.